Molecule: messenger RNA, 747 nt
Organism: Capsicum annuum
Lineage: Eukaryota; Viridiplantae; Streptophyta; Magnoliopsida; Solanales; Solanaceae
Exons: 4
Coding region: 1-747 (248 amino acids)
Source: RefSeq, a predicted model, not a curated record
AUGUUAGCCACGUUGAAUCAAUGGCAGCCUGAUACUCUUUCUAGUAAUACAGUGCAAAAACCAAAGAAUGGUAGUCAUUGCCAUGCCAUUACCACUCGGAGUAGUAAGACCACCAUAUAUCCACCUAUUCCCACUGUAAGUAGGCCAAAGAAUAAUGAUGAUCAUGCUGAUAUUGAUGAAGCACCUAAAGUUAAAGCUGAGAGAUCAUCAGAUGUUAAGAGUAGUAGUAAGAAGGAUAAAGACACCAUUGAUGAAGAAUUUGAUGUAGUGACUAUUCUAAUUGAAGAGAGGCUUGGUGUUAAGGCACUAGCAAUAGUGAUUAUGAAUCUUGAUAGUAAUAGAAUAAAGGAAUAUGAUGAUAUGGAGGUGGUAAAGAAAGAAAACAUUAAGUGGGUGGAUGCUAGUGUUGUUUAUCCCAUUGCUGAUAGCAAGUGGUGCUACUUUAUGGUAAAAAAAGUAAUUGUGCUUGGGCACAAAAUCUUGAAAAGAGGCAUAGGGGUUGACAAGGCAAAGAUUGAAGUGAUGGAUAAGUUUCCACCUCCAAUUCUAGUCAAAGAAAUUCAAAUCGUUUUAGGCCAUACUGGUUUUUACAGGCGAUUCAUCAAGGAUUUCUCGAAGAUUGCUAACACUUUAUGCAAGCUUCUAGAGAAAGAUGUGAAAUUUGAUUUUGAUGAGGCAUGUCUAAAAUCUUUUGAGUUCUUGAAGGAACGGCUAGUGUCAGCUCCUAUCAUAGUGUCCCUUGAUUAG